Lachancea meyersii CBS 8951 is the source of this 237-nucleotide messenger RNA. The record is from the annotation of a GenBank genome assembly. NCBI's taxonomy places the organism in Eukaryota, Fungi, Ascomycota, Saccharomycetes, Saccharomycetales, Saccharomycetaceae.
AUGCUAUUCCCACAGUUGACCAGAACCGCCGCCAGAGUGGCCUCCAGAAGAGCGUUUUCCGCUUCGUCCAGACAAUGCGGUGUGCAUUUCAAAGAAGGCUUGUACACGAACAUCCCAGUCAAAGUUCACAACAGAAAGAUCCCAUUUGCGUUGAUCCAUUUCGGAUGGUUCACGCUUGGGUUUUUGGUGCCCUUCAUCUCGUCGUACGUGCAACUGAAGAAGUCCGGUGUGUUGUAA